This is a messenger RNA of Schistocerca nitens (vagrant locust), 405 nucleotides long. RefSeq names its product E3 SUMO-protein ligase ZBED1-like. Gene Ontology annotation, molecular function: protein dimerization activity. The record is from RefSeq and is a predicted model, not a curated record. Bases 1 to 405 code for a protein of 134 amino acids. Lineage: Eukaryota; Metazoa; Arthropoda; Insecta; Orthoptera; Acrididae. The transcript has a single exon.
AUGGGUGACAGAAGACUGACAAACACAGGCCAGAGCCAUGAAACUGUGUCAACUUCAACCACCACUGAUCCCUUGUCAGUAUGGGGUGUCUAUGGUGCAAUUGUAAAAUCAACACAGCCCCGGGGCACUCCCCAGUCAGCUGCUAUUGUGGAAGUACAAAGGUACAUGGACAGCCCAGUUAUUAGUAGAAGUGAGGACCCACUGGCAUGGUGGCGUGAAAAUCAAUAUAUUUUCCCAAAUAUGUCUAAAGUGGUGAGGGAAAAAUUCAACAUAGUGGCCACUUCUGUGCCAUGCGAAAGAAUAUUUUCUAAAACUGGUAUCAUUAUAAAUGAAAGGCGCACACGGCUGAAGGCGUCCAAAGUUGAAAAACUUAUAUUUCUAAAUAUGGACAGUACUAACUCCUGA